This is a messenger RNA of Ceratotherium simum simum (southern white rhinoceros), 1557 nucleotides long. It is a transcript of the gene GPR32, whose product is annotated as G protein-coupled receptor 32. Gene Ontology annotation, biological process: complement receptor mediated signaling pathway; phospholipase C-activating G protein-coupled receptor signaling pathway; inflammatory response. The record is from RefSeq and is a predicted model, not a curated record. Lineage: Eukaryota; Metazoa; Chordata; Mammalia; Perissodactyla; Rhinocerotidae. Gene Ontology annotation, molecular function: complement receptor activity; N-formyl peptide receptor activity. Gene Ontology annotation, cellular component: plasma membrane.
AUGCGAAGGAUGAAAUUUACCUCUGCUUCCAAAUGCCCACCUGAGGAGGUGGGCUGCCUCCACCAGCUGACCAUGGCUGUCCAGUCUGUGUCCUUCAUGGUUGGCAUAGUGGUCAAUGGGCUGGCGCUCUGGAUGACCACUUUCCACAUGGCCUGCUCUGUCACCACCGUCUGGUUCUUCAACCUGGCCCUUGCCAACUUCACUGUCUUCCUGUCUCUGCCCAUUGCCAUAUAUAGCACAGCCGCCGGCCAGUGGCCCUUCAACGACUCGGCCUGGAAGCUCUACCUGCCCUUCCCAGCCCUCAUUUUCUUAACCAAUCUCCUCCUGGUCCUCCUCUCUGUGGACCGUUGCAUCUCUGUCCUCUACCCCAUCUGGGCUCUAAAUCACCACAGUGUGCAGCACACCUCCUGGCUGGCCGUCGGCGUGUGGCUCCUGGCUGCCAUCACGUGCUCUCUGUACCUGAAAUUUCUGACCAUUGGAAAGUGGGAAGGAUGUGUCUGCUGCUCCUUCAAGUUUGACAUAGAGAAUGAGGGGAGGGAGAACUCCCAGGAUUGGAGGCGAGUGGCUGUGGAGAGGCACUUGGCAGUGACCAUCAUUCACUUCCUGCUGGGCUUCUUGGUGCCCCUGGUGAUCAUCAGCACCUGUGCCCACCUCAUCCGCACCAAGCUCCGGCAGGAGGGCUGGGUCCAGGCCGGCCAGCUGAAGAGGUUGCUGCUGCUGGUGUUGGUUAGUGCCUUCUUCAUCUUCUGGUUUCCGUUUAACAUGCCGCUUUUGGUCCAAUUGGGGUGAUUUUUGAUGCUAAGGAAAUCUCAUCACCCCACGAUGCUGCUCAUCCUCUGGGCUACCUUCUCCUUGGGCUGUUUCAACAGCUGCCUCAACCCUUUCCUCUAAGUCUUCAUUGGCAGAGAUUUCCAAGAGAAGUUUUUCCAGUCUUUGCCUUCUGCCCUGGCCAGGGCAUUUGGUGAGGAAGGGUUUCUCAGCGCCUGUCCCCGAGGUGAAGCCCCCAGGGGCGCCAGCCACGGCCUGGUGAUCCGAGCGGGCUGGCCUCUCCUGCCUCCCCCUCUGGUGGCCGCCUGGUUUGGCCACCAGGCCGCGGCCGAUGUUGCCUUCAUAGUCCUCCUGCCGCUGACCCUGACCUGGACACACUCCGGCUGGCCCCUGGGCGGCAUCUUCCGCCACCUGGACCCCGGUCUCGUCUUCCUGAACUUCUUCGCCAGCGGCGGCCCACCGCUGCACCUCGGAGCUCCGGCCCGCCUGGGCGCUGGACCACCAUGCAGCCUGCAAGGCGGUUCCCUGGGUUGGCAAGUGCUGGUCCUGGGCGCCCCAGCCCUGCAAACCCUGGCCGACCAAGGGAGCAGGGCCGACCCUCAUAGCCGGACGCCCGCGGGGGAGCUGCCACCGCGCUCCUCCAGCCCGCCACUGAGUCAGCUCGUGUUUGGUUUUGGGGUGCCCCUGUGGGUGCUGAGCGCCCUUCACAGCCUCCCGAGGGCCAGGCUGCAGCUGGCGACGCUCACGGGGAGGCCCAGCUGCUGGGGGGGCCGUGUUUUCCUCUGCUGA